Molecule: messenger RNA, 2509 nt
Organism: Passer montanus (Eurasian tree sparrow)
Lineage: Eukaryota; Metazoa; Chordata; Aves; Passeriformes; Passeridae
Gene: PI16
Product: peptidase inhibitor 16
Exons: 8
Coding region: 607-1320 (237 amino acids)
Cellular component (GO): extracellular region
Source: RefSeq, a predicted model, not a curated record
UAGAACUCGAAAUCCUCCUCUUCAGGAACCUCCUCCUUGUAAAGGGCAGAUUUAGUGUCCUGCUGAGUUAGACAAGGGAGAUGCUGGACUUCCCUUUGCUUUGGACAUUCAAACAAAUGGCAGCAACAAUCUCCAUAUAUCCUUCACAUUUGAGUUGAUUUUAGCCAAACUUUGAGGCGUGGAAGACGAUAAACUCCUCCAGAGCUCAUAAAUCCGGGCGAGUAGGGAGAAAAGAGAGAGAUCCUGUUACUCCCACAGCAGGAGCCCUGUUAGACACCGGCCAGCCCCGCUGGAGACCCUGGAGAUGUGAGGAGGAAGCUGAUGAGGUUUUCUCUGGGCAGCUGGAAGUUGCCUCAUGGUCAAAGGUCCUGCUUCUCCUGGGGAGCUUCAACCAUCCUGAUUUGUUGGAGAGACGGACAGCACAGCCUGGCACAGACUGGAAGUCCAGGAAGUUCCUGCAGUUCAUUGAAAAUAACUUUUUGAUACAAGUGGUGGAGGAGCCAAGGAGGAGAGUCUUCAAGCUGUUGGGUGUUCCUUGCUUUUGGGAGGUGCUUUAAAUCUGACUGCCAGAGCCGUGGGCUGCUGAGAGCAGAAGCUGCCUGCACGAUGCUGAGCUCAGGUCUCCUUUCUGUCCUCCUGGUGCUCUCAGUGCUGGAACUGAGCUGGUGCCUGAGUGAUGAAGAAAAGAAGAUCAUCUUGGAUGAGCAUAAUAAAUAUCGCUCCCAGGUCUCUCCUCCUGCCAAGGCUAUGAUGAAGAUGACCUGGGACAAGGAGCUGGAGGCUCUUGCUCAAUCCUAUGCAGAGAAGUGCAUCUGGGACCACAACAAGGAGAGAGGCCGACGGGGAGAAAACCUCUUUGCUAUGGCCCCAACCCUGGAACUAGAAUUCGCCGUGGAAGACUGGAACGGGGAGGAGAAAUUCUACAACUUGACAACAUCCACGUGUGUCCCCGGGCAGAUGUGUGGCCACUACACCCAGGUGGUCUGGUCAAACACGCAUCAGAUCGGCUGCGGGGCACAUUUUUGUGAGAAGAUUGAUGGAAUUGAAACAGAGAACAUGCACCUGCUUGUUUGCAACUAUUAUCCUCCGGGUAACGUGAAAGGCAAAAAGCCCUACAUGGAAGGACCCUCGUGUGAAAUGUGCCCCAAGGACACAGUCUGUGUGAACAACCUGUGUGCAGGUGCCCUGGACACAGAAGAGCAGGAGACAAACUCGGACCAGACAAAUGUGGAUCCACCCAAAGGAGGAGCCCCCAGUACCUGCUCGGGCUUUUCACUCUUCCUCCUCCCCAGUGCCAUCCUGCUGGGCCUUCUGCUCUGAAGGGUCUUCCUCAGCUGUCCCUGCACCCCUCAGCAAGGCUUUGGUCAGGGCUGGUUGUUCCACAGCCCUGGUGGGCUCAGGAGGCUCCUUGGACAUUCACACGCUCCCUCCUUACGCUGCCUUCUCUGCUGCAGCCCCAGAGAGCCAAGGCUGAUGCUGGGGGAACCUUGUCCCCUUCCUGAGGAGACCUGAGGGCAGGAGGGUGUUUGCCAUAAUGCUGGUGACCUUGGACGCUUCUCCUUUUUCCUGGCUUUUGUUCUAUUUCCAGGCUGGAAGUGUUGAGCUCUCCCACCCAUCUGCCCGUGUGGCUGGCAGGCCCUGCCACAGCCUGACCCUGGGGACAGCAGGGUGACUUGGGGACAAUGAGACAUGGUGGUUGGCUUUGGUGUUUGUAGAUGAAACACGGUGGUUGACUUUGGUGGUUUUUUCCAGCAAAAAUGCUCUUUUCCUUCCCAGUGUGUCUGGCUCAGUUUUGGACAAGUUUUACCUCUUUCCCUUCUUGUCCAAAUAGAGUGGCUUUUUGAGGAUUUCUGUUUCCUCCUGGUUCUGGUGGAGCUCUGGCCAGUACUGCCCAGCUGUUCACCCCUCUCCUCUUCACCCUCUGCAGCCCUUGCCUCCUCCCAAGCCACAGAUUUAUUUUACGCCUGUGCCUGCACCUGUGUGCACCACAGAGAGAAACCUUCAGAGCUGAGAGAGGCCACCAGCUCCUUCACGUAGCUUUUCCCUGCAUGGCUUCAUUCUUUGCAGAAUUGCAGUGUAUUUGCAUUUAGAUACAGAUUCCUCUUGACGUGUAACUUGUGUGUGUGUGUGUGGUCAAGGAGAACAAGUCCCCACUUGUGUUGGUACAGUCUGAGCUCCAGAGGUACAAGUGACAUUGUCAGAGGUUAUUGGUGGCUCCUGGGCCCAUUGCAGGACCACUGGCAUUGUCUGGGCCACUGUGUUUUGUUACCCUACAUCUCUCCUCCCUUCACCUGAGGAUUCCCAGUCAGAUGUGUUAAAUAUGUGCCAAGCUUUGCAGACAGGUGGAAGGAAGGUAACAGGGAGAUGCAGCCCCUUCUCUGGACAUUGCAACCUUUCAUUUCUUACAGAUGAGGUGGAGGAUGACCUGAGGGCCAUUAUUCAGAUCCCCCACUGCUGCUCUGUCCUGUGCAUCCCCAGAGCAUGCACUGAAUAAAUCCUCUUGUGAAAG